AUGCAUCCUUUUGACUUCCUGACUGCACUUUGCUUGGGAAUAGUCUCCGCUACUAUAGAGCUUGAUCAAAGUUUAGAUGCACAGUGGAUCCGGUGGAAGGAGACACAUGGAAAACAAUAUGGUGUGGUUGAAGAAUGCAGAAGAGCCGUGUGGCAGAAGAAUAUGAAAAUGAUUAUGCAGCACAAUAGGGAAUACCUUCAAGGGAAACAUAGCUUCUUGAUGGCAAUGAAUGGCUUUGGUGACAUGACUGAUGAAGAAUUCAGGCACAUGAUGAUUGGUCUUAAAAUCCAGAAGAAUGAGAAUGGGACAGUGUUUAAAGUCCCUUUCCCUGCUGGUAUUUCCUUACCUAUGAAUAGGAGACAGACACCUGAUAUUAGUCUUGGUCGGUGUGCUUCUGGCUGGGCUUUUAGUGCAACUGGUGCCAUCGAAGGACAGAUAUUCCGGAAAUACGGCAAACGUGUUUCCUUGAGUGUGCAGAACCUCCUGGACUGCUCUCAGGCUGAAGGCAAUGAGGGCUGCAAUGGUGGUCUAAUGAGUAAUGCCUUCCAGUAUGUUAGGAACAACAGAGGUCUGGACACAGAAGAAUCCUAUCCAUAUGUUGCAAGAGAUGGACCCUGCAAAUACAGGCCUGAGUAUUCUGCUGCCAAUGUCACUGCCUUUCAGACAAUUCCUCGGCGGGAGGAGGCCCUCUUGGUGGCAAUGAAAAACAUGGGAUCCAUCUCUGCUGCUAUAGAUGCAAGCUUGGAUACCUUCCGCUUCUAUAAAGGAGGUAAGCAUUUGUUGAUACAGAAAAAUUGGAAAACCACCCUAAGAAACAGCAAGAAUGACACUUUGGUUGACAUCCUACAAGUAGAAUAA
Puma concolor (puma) is the source of this 858-nucleotide messenger RNA. NCBI's taxonomy places the organism in Eukaryota, Metazoa, Chordata, Mammalia, Carnivora, Felidae. The record is from RefSeq and is a predicted model, not a curated record.